Messenger RNA from Myxocyprinus asiaticus (Chinese sucker), 3454 nucleotides. Its product is annotated as protein phosphatase 1 regulatory subunit 15B-like. The coding region runs from base 878 to 2932 and encodes 684 amino acids. Gene Ontology annotation, cellular component: endoplasmic reticulum; protein phosphatase type 1 complex. The transcript has 2 exons. NCBI's taxonomy places the organism in Eukaryota, Metazoa, Chordata, Actinopteri, Cypriniformes, Catostomidae. The record is from RefSeq and is a predicted model, not a curated record. Gene Ontology annotation, molecular function: protein phosphatase regulator activity. Gene Ontology annotation, biological process: response to endoplasmic reticulum stress.
UCUCUUUACUUUAGCUUUGCAGCUAGCUCUGACGAGCGGGCGAGACGAAAACGCCAACGAGCCUGAACACGAAGUUUUCAUAUUUAAAGCGAAUGUGUUUGCUUAUUUAAACAUAAAAGAGAUCAUUUAGGCUCGAUUUGGGGGAUUUUACAAUUUUUUCCUCCUCAAGUUUGCGGUAUUUUCCUCAGAGAAACGCGGCGGCUGGGCUCGAUUUGAGGUGACAUAAGACUGACAGUUGAAAAACCGACCGUCUCUUCACUCAGACGACAAAAUGGCUUUUGUUUCGACCUCUGCUUUGGGAUACACCGACCUGUUUUACUCUAAUAUCAACUCAAAAAGUCUUUCCUUCCCUUCUGUCGUCACUACAAUCCCCUCAAGCCGAAAUAAGUGGUGUUAUUUUCCUCAGGAGAGCACAGUUGGCGCUAACGCUGCGGUCAAUAUGGACGCUGAUGGUAUUCGCUGCCGCCGGGUCGGACUCUAUGCAAUUUAAACGACAUGAACAGUUUAUUUCAUCCUGGAGAAUAUUUAUCAGUGCUCAUGGAUGGUGUUAAGGGCUGUAAACAAUUAAAACAAAUUUUUAGCAUUUCACUUUACUCUUAGCUAACAUUUAGCCAAAACUGAAAAUUGUGUUUUAAUAUAACUAGCUGCGUUACCCAGCUCUGUUUUAUGAGGCCAUAUCUGCAUUGUGUUUGGAAUAAAAACUACUCUUGAAAACAAAAAUUCAUCGUAACCUUUAGGGAGAUCUGUCUCUAAACACAAGCACUUUUAGUAAGGAAACGUGGAGAUAUUGCUAAAGGGAGUUUCUGAAGUUAAUAGUUAGCUUAUCAAAGUUCCAUAUCCAUUCAGUUUAUGUAGUUCUGACCAUUUCAUAGGACACAUGUUCAGAAGUAUGAGUGCACGUGGCCACUUUUCAAAAGGGGACACGUGCUCCACGCGUGACAGCAGUGAUGAUAGCACUGACAGCUCGUGGAUCAGCGUGUUCUCUCUGGUCUCCAGGCCUGCUUGGUCUCUCUUGCAGAGAUAUUUACCAGGAAGAGCCCAGACUGCUUUUGAUGUGAAGUCAAAUCUAGAUAUUGGGAACUCACUAAUGGGGGGACUCGGUGAGACCCCUCUGAAAGUUAAAUACCUCCACUGCCAGCAUGAAAACGCGGCGUGCGCGUCCACCGGAGAUCCGGGGACUCUGGCCUGGUUAACUCAAGACUCAUUGAGUGAACUGGGGAUCCGGAACACUGCACAGAAGGAUUUCAACGUGCAAAGGCAGGCAUCGGUUGGAUACCUCGGAACGGCGAGAAAUUUUCUCAGCCAGGUGUUGAGCGCGCCCUCCAGCAAAGAGAAAGUGCGGACGGCGGCCAAGCGCGGGAGACCAGAAAGCGGAUGUGUCUGGGGUGGGGACACGGCGGCAACGCGCUCUGCUAACACCUGGUGGUUGGGUGGAUUUUGGGGGGGCGAGGAUAGCCCUCAAAACUGGCUGCUAAAUGUACCACAAAGCAGAAAAGAGACUGAUACGAGCUGGCAGCAUUGUGGAGUUCAUCACAGUGUUGGCUAUUGUCAGAGUCGCGCACAGGCUGCUGUUUCCAAGACAACAGAAAUGUGUGUACGUAGCGAUGGUGGGGGAUCAAUGCACAACGAAAGCGCUGGACCCUUAUGCUCCAAAGAGCGUGUCCACAAUGAAAGCCUACACGCGCCCAAACCAGAAUCCCUUCCAAGCUCAUACCAGCUGCCACUAGAUAUUGAGCAACAUAAUGUUUUUAAACCCUUAGAUUGCAGUAGAGCCUACAGUGAAGUGGCAGUUCUGACCCCAGACCAAGACAAUGGCUACUCCAGCUUGGAGGAAGAACACUCGCUUAGUAAGCUUUGUAGUAUGAAACUGCUUUCUGACGAGCAGGAGUUGUUGGAAACAGGUGGUCCCGUUGCUUCUGACGAGAUAUCAUCACAGAGUAACAUAACUGGGAAUGACUCUGUGGAACAGGCUCACAGUGAGCCUGCCACCUACGAAACAGAAACAAAUCAAAGGGAAGAUGCUGAGUUUUCUGACUCUGAGAAGACAGCAGAUUUGCCAGCAGCUGAAGACUUGCCCACUUCUCGCUGUCAAAACAAGGUCAUCGCUUACAUCAUGGGCAGCCCUUGCAGUGAGGUCUCUGAAUCAGAGGAUGAGGGUGAUUGGGACAGUAAUGAUGAUGAUGGAUUUGAUAGUGAAGGCUCGUCUCACUUCUCAGAGUCUGAGGACCUGGAUGACAGCGAUGAUGAAACAGAGGACGAUUCGGAUGGAGAUGAGGCAGACUCUGAAACAGAGAGACUGUGGAAUUCCUUGUGCCAAAACGGUGACCCUUACAACCCUCGAAACUUCACAGCUCCGAUAAGGACGGCCUCCAAGCCUAGCCCUGCUAUGUACUCCUCAGUCUCAGAGUCUCCGUCAGCGCAUAUGUCCUCCCACUUUUCACCUCCUCUUUCGUCCCUCUCACUUUCAGAGAAUGAGUCCAGUGAAGAGGCCUGUGAGAUGGAUGAAGAAGAGAAUCAUAGACUAUGGAACUCUUUUACUUGCUCAGCUGAUCCCUACAGUCUUCUCAACUUCCAGGCCCCCAUACAGACUCAGAAGCCCCCCAAAGGAUGUCAUAAGGAAACAGCACAGGGAACACCUUGCUACAAGGGGGAGGAGGCUGAGGAGAGGUUGGACAGUGGAUUCUCAGAGAUUUCCCCUCUGCCAUGCUCAAGCAGUGCCAUGGGUGUUCAGCUGAAGAAGGUGAAGUUUGUGGAAGAGGUAGAGGAGUUCUAUGCCAGCAGCGAUGAGGACCGCCAUGGCCCUUGGGAGGAAAUUGCCCGGGACCGCUGUCGUUUUCAGCGGCGUGUUCAGGAAGUUGAAGAGACUAUCAGCUACUGCCUUUCUCCAACUUUCCGCCUGGUCAUAUAUCAGAGACUUUACAAUACUAGCUAAUUAAAAGCCUUGUUUGUUGUUUAACAAAAAUUUAAACAAUGAAUAAUAAUAAUAAAUAAAUAUAUAUAUAUAUAUAUACACACACCGAUCAGCCACAACAUUAAAACCACCUACCUAAUAUUGUGUAGGUCCCCCUCGUGCUUCCAAAACAGCGCCAAUCCGCAUCUCAGAACAGCAUUCUGAGAUGAUAUUCUUCUCACCACAGUUGUACAGAGUGGUUAUUUGAGUUACUGUAGACUUUGUCAGUUCAAACCAUUCUGGCCAUUCUCUGUUGACCUCUCUCAUCAACAAGGCAUUUCCAUCCGCAGAACUGCCGCUCACUGGAUGUUGAUGCGGGUUGGCGCUGUUUUGGCAGCACGAGGGGGACAUACACAAUAUUAGGCAGGUGGUUUUAAUGUUGUGGCUGGUCGGUGUAUAUAAAUUUGUUAAAUUCAGGGCAUCAGAAGGCCCUUAAUUAUUGUAAGGGCUCAUAAGUCACACAUCCAAUAAAGUCCAAGGUUCCUGCCAGGGAAAGACACCUCA